This is a messenger RNA of Plectropomus leopardus (leopard coralgrouper), 5026 nucleotides long. RefSeq lists its product as uncharacterized. Gene Ontology annotation, cellular component: extracellular matrix; collagen trimer. The record is from RefSeq and is a predicted model, not a curated record. Gene Ontology annotation, molecular function: extracellular matrix structural constituent. Lineage: Eukaryota; Metazoa; Chordata; Actinopteri; Perciformes; Serranidae.
UGAUGAGACAAAGAUGGGAUCCCCAGUUUCUGUUGUGACUCUAAGCUCCAUCAAGUGGAUCUUUGUCCUGGUCGUCUGUGUGCAGCAGCUCAAUGCAGGGGAGAUUGACAGCCCAUGUGAGGGCCGAGACUGCUCUGUAUGCCCCUGUCUUCCUGCCAAAGGUGCACGGGGAGCUCCAGGGAAACCAGGCCAGCAAGGCCCGCGGGGACCGGUGGGACCACGGGGACGUGAAGGUUUACUUGGAGAGAAAGGCAGGCGGGGAGCAGAGGGAUCACCUGGCCCAGACGGGCCCAAAGGAGACCACGGCCGGACUGGACCUCCUGGUUUUCCUGGUAAUGAUGGCUCACCAGGACACCCUGGGGCAGGUGGUGAGCCGGGUGCACCAGGAGUGGAUGGCUGUAAUGGGACAAGGGGUCGACCAGGAGUUUUUGGUAUCCCUGGUUUGGAUGGCCUCCAUGGGCCACCGGGAUUAGCAGGACCUAAAGGAAUUAAAGGAGAACCUUUGUAUGGUGCUGCCCUUCCAGGGCUUCCAGGAGAGCGGGGUACAGAUGGACCAUGUGGUCAACCUGGAAGAAAAGGAGACAUUGGGCCCUGGGGCAACACUGGCCCUCGUGGCCCUAUUGGAUUUGAGGGCUCUGAAGGACCUAAAGGUGUGAGAGGACCACCAGGCGACCCCAGAGGAUCACUGGAAGGCGCCAAAGGUGACGAUGGUGACCAAGGCCCACCUGGCCUACAAGGACCCGAAGAAGUCAUAGAAUUUCCUCCUGACAUUUUGUCACCCAAAGGUUACAAGGGAGAUCGAGGUCCACCUGGACCAUGUGGACCAAAGGGCAUAAGCGGUGGUAGAGGAGACUACAUUCAAGGAGUUAAAGGAAUAAAAGGAAUCUCUGGUUUUCCUGGACCUAGGGGUCCUCCAGGAUCUCCUGGUAGAGAUGGAUUGCCAGGAUGGGAGGGUUCCCGUGGAGAGAAAGGAUUUCCAGGUCUCACUGGAAGAAACGGACCAAAGGGUUAUCCCGGAGAUCCAGGUCUCCCUGGUCCCCAGCACUUUCUCAAUGGAAGUGAUGCCAGAGGUGUUAAAGGUGACCGUGGGUAUCCUGGAUUGGCUGGACCGCCAGGUGACCCUGGGUACAUGGGCAUGCAAGGACCUCCUGGCCCACCAGGGUUAACAAUACCAGAAGAGCUGGGUCUGCCUGGUCCCCGCGGGUUACCCGGUCCCAAGGGAUACAAGGGAGAGCCAGGAAGCUACAUCAACACCGAAAAUCUCCUUCCAGGACCAAAGGGAAGCAAAGGACUCCUCGGACCUAAAGGUGUCACAGGCCCCCCAGGUCGUCCAGGAUGUGGAGAUUACUACUGUGAGCCUGGUAAUUCUGGGGACCCUGGAGACGUAGGACCUAAAGGAUUUCCUGGAAACAAAGGUCUCAGAGGAAUUAAAGGGUGUCCAGGGGAAUGUAACUGUGGGUCUGGUGGGGGAAAAGAAGGCCCCCCUGGUCCCCCUGGUUAUGCAGGACCUCAAGGAUUACCUGGAACUAAAGGACUUAAAGGACACCCAGGGCUGAAGGGAGAUGAGGGUCUAAGAGGACAACAAGGCUUUCAAGGACCUCCUGGUGUAAAAGGACAAAAAGGUCAAAAAGGUGAUGUUUUUGUGGCAGGUCUUAAAGGUGCUAAGGGUAACCAAGGGGUACCUGGAUAUCCUGGUCCUCCUGGAGACACAGGGAGGCCAGGACUGGAUGGUUCCCCUGGCCCUGCAGGAGACCGUGGAACACCGGGGGCUGGAUUUGCAGGAUUACGUGGUCCAAAAGGUGUCCCUGGUACUGCUGGACCCAAAGGGUUUCCAGGACUUGUGGGCCCCCCUGGUCCUGGUUUUCCAGGUGCUAAGGGGCUACCUGGACCUAAAGGUGAUCCUGGAUAUCCUGGCUCUCCAGGAAUUCCUGGACGACAAGGCCCCCAAGGUGACUCAUGCUGUCAAGAGGUCGAGAUUGGAUCCCCUGGUCCUAAGGGUGAACCAGGUUCACCAGGGAUUCCAGGUGUGCCAGGAGGAAUUGGUCGUCCUGGAAGUCUGGGAUAUCCAGGCCCUAAAGGCAUGAAAGGAGAUGACAGUAAAACUGGAGGGAUUGGACCUCAAGGACCUCCGGGUUUAAAUGGGGAUCCAGGUGACCCUGGUCCAAGUGGAGUUAGCCUGAAAGGCCCUCCAGGCUCACCUGGGUUGCCAGGAUCACCAGGCAGGAAGGGUGACCCAGGAGAUGUCCUCUCUGUCAGUCGAGGCCCUACUGGCCUCCCUGGCCACUCCGGGGCUCUAGGGACAAAAGGACCCCGUGGCACUCCUGGAAAACCAGGGAUUCCAGGUGCACAAGGCCAACGUGGACGACCUGGUUGGAAAGGCGACCCUGGAGACAAUGGUGACCCUGGAGCCACUGGUCCCCCAGGUCCACCAUGCACUCUGUGUGAUCUGACUGGACCUCCAGGCCCUCCAGGACUUCCAGGAAACCCUGGACGGAGGGGAGCACCAGGUUACCUUGGUCGGAAGGGUUCAAAGGGAGAUAUAGGUCCACCUGGUAAUGGACGGAUGGGUCCAAAAGGUUUCCCUGGCCCGCCUGGUUUGCCAGGCCCAGCUGGACCAAGAGGCACCACUGGCCCCUUGGGAGAUCCUGGGAUAGACGGCAGGCCAGGACAGAAAGGUGAAAGGGGUUACACAGGCAGGGCUGGGGCCAAAGGUCUACCAGGUCCUCCUGGACCUCCGGGAUCCAGAGGUCAACAAGGAGAAAGAGGCUUUAAUGGUCGGCCAGGCGACGCCGGAUACUCCGGACAGCUUGGUAAUAAAGGUGUACGCGGUCCACCAGGAUUUCCAGGACCAUCAGGGAUCGUGAAUCUAACUAAAGGCCCGUCAGGAAUUUCUGGAAGAAAGGGGCAACAAGGACCACCAGGACCUGCAGGCUUGAAGGGCCCAAGUGGAGGGCCAGGUGAUUCAGGACCUGAUGGACCACCUGGGUUACCAGGGUUUAAAGGCAGCCCUGGUGCUCCUGGCAAGGCAGGAAUACCAGGACCUUCUGGGUACCCUGGAGUUAAAGGUUUUCCUGGCCCAAGGGGUUAUCUUGGACAUGCAGGAGAUCCGGGAGAUCAAGGUCCUUGGGGACAGCCGGGUAUCCCAGGGUUUCCAGGACGUCCAGGAGCCAAAGGUGAGCCAGGACCAUCCUAUGGACAACCUGGUCCACCUGGACCCAAAGGAUUGCCAGGAGAGGAUGGGCCCCGUGCACCCAGUGGGAGUCCAGGAGAUCCAGGGGACCGAGGACAACCGGGAUUGUCAGGAGAGCCUGGACAACCAGGCAUUGUUGGGGAACCAGGUCAACGGGGAGGACCAGGCUACCCUGGGCCUCAUGGCCCAUCAGGUUGUCCAGGUGUUCCAGGUCCUCCAGGUGAUCAUGGUGGUCUGGGACCUCCAGGCCUACCUGGCCCAUAUGGGCCUCCAGGACCCCCUGGACCACCAGGUCUCCAUGGACUGGAUGGACUUAGAGGUCCAAAAGGGAAAAAAGGAGGGAGAGGCGCAGUUAUCCCUGGUUUCCCAGGACCAGAUGGUUUUCCUGGAGUCAAAGGUAUCAGGGGCCAGCAAGGACCUCCAGGAAUCAGUUUUCCAGGGCCCAAAGGCCAGAGGGGGCCACCCGGCAACACAGGUCCUCCAGGUUUACCAGGUGAACCUGGUAUCCCUGGAAAAGAAUGCUACACACCUAGGAUGGGACCCUGUGGAGAUGUAGGGUAUGAGGGACCUCAAGGACCCCCCGGUCCUGCUGGGGAGUGUGGCCCUCCAGGCCCCAGCGUUCCCUUCAAAGGGGACCCAGGCCUAAAUGGCCUCCAUGGGUUACCAGGCCGUAAGGGGGAUAGGGGCCUUCCAGGACCUCCUGGGUCUCAGUCCAAUCCAGGCUUUUCAGGACCAAAAGGUGAGAGAGGUUCUGCUGGUCCUAAAGGUCCUCCUGGACCCAAAGGGCAGAUUGGGGUGCCUGGGCCUUGGGGCCGUAAGGGAGUAACAGGCCCACCUGGUGAGGCAGGUGCCAAAGGUGCUCCUGGUGAUUCAUUUCGUGGACCUCCAGAGAUAGUUCCCCAUGGACUCAUUGGGCCUCCUGGUGACCCAGGACCUAGAGGAUACCUUGGCAAUGCAGGUCCCCCUGGGACUCCAGGACGUAAAGGACAGAUGGGCUCGAAAGGAUGUGUGGGCCUCCCAGGCAGACCAGGUCCACCUGGUCGUAAAGGCCCUGUUGGAGACCCAGGAGAUGUUGGUCAGCGUGGAUUUACUGGACUUCAGGGUGUCACAGGUCCACCUGGUGAUCCCGGUAAUCCAGGCUACAGAGGGGCGUCAAGGUCAGGCUUCCUUCUGGUUAUCCACAGCCAGUCAGUUCUGGUGCCGUGGUGCCCUGCCGGCAGCAGUCAGCUGUGGGUAGGCUACAGUCUUGUCUACUUGGAGGGACAAGAGAAGGCUCACACCCAAGAUCUAGGUCAAGCUGGCUCCUGCCUCCCUGUCUUCUCCACCAUGCCUUUCUCCUACUGCAACAAAGCUGCCUGUCACUACUCAGCUCGCAACGACAAAUCCUAUUGGCUCUCCACCACCGCUCCCAUACCCAUGAUGCCACUCUUUGGCAAGGAAAUUAGCUCCCACAUCAGCCGCUGUGUGGUGUGUGAGACAGCUGCACCUGCAGUGGCUUUUCACAGCCAGGAUCAAACAGUCCCUGCAUGCCCACCUGGCUGGAGGAGUCUGUGGACGGGUUACUCUUUCCUCCUGCACACAGGGACAGGUGAUGAAGGUGGUGGCCAGUCUUUGACUUCUUCUGGUAGCUGCCUUAAGGAUUUCCGAACUCAGCCCUUCAUAGAGUGUCAGGGUGCGCGCGGUUCCUGUCACUACUUUGCCAACCUCUACAGUUUUUGGCUGACUACUGUGAGUCAAAACGAGCAGUUUAUCAGCCCGAGGUCUGGUACCAUCAAAGCAGCCAACAAACAGCGAGAAAAGACCAGUCAGUGUAAUGUCUGCCUCAGAGAGCAAUAA